Molecule: messenger RNA, 770 nt
Organism: Blepharisma stoltei
Lineage: Eukaryota; Ciliophora; Heterotrichea; Heterotrichida; Blepharismidae
Source: the annotation of a GenBank genome assembly
AUGGGUACUUACAAAAAGCUUGAUGGAGGCCUCUCUGAUCAUAUAGCCCAAGUUAACGAUUUCCAAAGCCACAUAAAAAAACUCAAAAAUUUAUCAAACCAGCUAAGUGUCUCAAAUAACAGCCCAGAAAUCCGAUCUGCAAUCUUAAAAGAAAGAGAAGGGACAAUGCAGCUUUCCAAAGAAAUAAUGUCCUCUCUCCGCCAGUUUUCUCCAUCAAGAAAUGAGAAGCUUCAAUAUGAUAAACUUGUAAAAGAAUUCGAAGCAUUGCUUACUCAGUUUAAUCAAGUGUGUCAGGCUGUUAUUAAAAAGGAAAAUGAUAUAUUCUCUAUUAAUAUAAAUAUUCCUAUUAAAUUAUUCUCCAGGCCUAGCAAGCUAAUAAAGAAUAUCCAAAAUUGCCUCAAGAUCAAAGACAAGCUCAGCCAGAAAUCCAAGACGAAGUCCCACAAGGCUUAAAACAGCUUGGAGACAUCAGUGACAUUGUCCAACAAGACAGAAGAAACCAAAUAGCUACCAUAGAAAGCGACAUGACUGAAAUCCACGCCAUGUUCAAAGAAGUCGCUGAAAUGGUCGGCGACCAGGGGAAAAUGCUUGACGAAACUGACAGAAAUAUGGACGUCACUGUUAAAGAGACCUCAAAAGCUGUCAAAGAGCUCGAACAAAGCUCAAAAUAUCAAGUUAGUGCUCGAAAAAAGCUUUAUUGUCUUUUGAUCAUGGCGAUAGUUCUAAUUCUGUUCUUGGCAGCUGUCGCUUUAGGGUAUAUAUAUUUCUAG